Messenger RNA from Knipowitschia caucasica, 264 nucleotides. The record is from the annotation of a GenBank genome assembly. NCBI's taxonomy places the organism in Eukaryota, Metazoa, Chordata, Actinopteri, Gobiiformes, Gobiidae.
AUGGAGGAGAUGAUGGAGGAGGUGAUGGAGGAGGUGAUGGAGGAGUUGAUGGAGGAGGUGAUGAGGAGGAAGCCUGAGCUCUGCGAGCCAGAGCUGGGUGAUGGAGGAGGUGAUAGAGGAGGUGAUGGAGGAGGUGAUGAGGAGGUGAUGGCGGAGGUGAUGGAGGAGGUGAUGGAGGAGUUGAUGGAGGAGGUUAUGGAGGUGAUGGAGCAGGUGAUGGAGGACGUGAUGGAGGAGGUGAUGGAGAUGGUGAUGAGGAGGUGA